AAUCAAGAGGAGACACAGAGCGGAGAGACAGAGGGCGAGGAUAGACGAACAGAAGAGAGAGAGAGAGGGAGAGAUGCGAGGAUAGACUGGAGACGUACCGACGCUGCUAAACACUUUACGGUUUUCCGACGACGCGCCAAUGGAGGAGAUGUGCGAGAUGGAGUGCCCACUGCUCAAAAGGCUCCUAAAGGACGACGGAGGGGCGGCCAAAGUACUAAUUUUGGACUGCCGCUCGUUCCUCGCAUACAGCGCGGGCCAUAUCCGAGGUGCCGUGAACGCGCGAUGCAACACCAUCGUGCGUCGUCGGGCCAAGGGUUCGGUGCUGAGUCUGGACCAGGUGCUGGCCGGGGACGAGGAGGCGUGCGCGCGGCUCCGCUCCGGCAUGUACUCGGCGGCGGUGCUCUACGACGAGAGGACGCCCGAUCUGGACGCGGUGAAGGAGGACAGCACGGUGACGCUCGUAUUCAACGCGCUGUGCAGGGAUUCCGCGGGCACGCUCGUCUACCUGCUCAAAGGUGGCUACGACAGGUUUUUCACAGAGUACCCUGAAUAUUGCCUGACAACCAAGUCCUUACAUUCCCUCACCAGUCAGUCUAGUGUGGACUCUGCCUGUUCAUCGUGUGGGACGCCACAACACGACCAGGGCGGUCCAGUGGAGAUCCUUCCGUUCCUGUACCUCGGUAGCGCCCUUCACGCCUCAAAGAAGGAAGUUCUAGACGGCAUCGGAAUCUCAGCCCUGCUCAACGUAUCCGCCGACUGCCCCAACCACUUCGAGGGGACCUACCAGUACAAGUGCAUCCCCGUCGAGGACAACCACAAGGAGGACAUCAGCUGCUGGUUCUUGGAGGCCAUAGAGUUCAUAGACUCAGUGCGGGACUCCAGCGGGCGCGUGCUGGUCCACUGCCAGGCCGGCAUCUCCCGCUCAGCUACCAUCUGCCUGGCCUACCUGAUGAAGAGGAAGCGCGUGCGUCUGGAUGAAGCCUUCGAGUUCGUGCGCAGACGUCGCAGCAUCAUCUCCCCCAACUUCAGCUUCAUGGGCCAGCUCCUGCAGUUCGAAUCCCAGCUCCUCGCCACCUCCUGUGCCGCUGAGGCCGCCGCCACGGCCAGCCCCCUGCUAGCGCCCAAGUCCGCCGCUAACCCCUCCGCCACUGCCACGCCCACUUCGCCGUUCAUCUUCAGCUUUCCCGUCUCGGUGGUCAACCCCGUCUACUUGCACCACAAUCCAAUCACGACGUCUCCCGGCUGCUGAUGGCUGGACGGACAUUUUGCUCACGGCUGGGACAGUAUGGACAAAGCUGAGCACACACACUGGGCUGUGAUUGGCUGAGAGAGCUGUCAGUCUUGUAAUGCCGACAGCUACAUGCUUCCAAAAAGGCGGGAGAGUAUGCGUCACGGUGCCUAAAUGACAACCAUAGACAGUAGAAGGGUACUCCGCAGGGGUGUCCGCUCUCCCACUCACUAUUCAUGUUCAAAAUUGAUCUCUGGCAGCUAGCUUACUGCUACUAACUUAAGUAGGUUUUUCAUGUUUUGUUUUUAGGGACCUACAGUUGUUGUUGGUUUUUUGUUUGUUUGUUUUUUUUUCUUCAUCAUCCAAGUACAUUAGCAUCAUAAACUGGCUAAAUUACCUGCUAAAUUUAUAACUUUUUGCCAUAUUUGGUGGUGUAUAUUUACACAAAACUAACUGGAAUAUUACCAUGUAUACACAAUUUUUAUUUUUUAGCUUUCACACAAGCAACAUCCUGGUCAACUACACUUCUACUGUCUAUGCUACAAAGACUUUUCAAUGGUACACAAACCAGCCAAUGCUCCAUCCAUUUCACUAUUAUCACAAUAGACCAAAAAACAUCCCUGGAAUUUUUUAUUUUAUUAAAUUUUUUUCUCUGGACUGGAGUGUUGGACUGAAGCUUCCUCCUUGAACCGGCACGCUACUUCGACACACACGCAGACACACACCUAUCUCUCUCUCUCAUUCAUGACCACCAAAUGAAUAAGCUCAGUAUGAGGACGGGGCCUGUUGCUACGGAGACGACAGGAGAUGGACACAGGAAGGAAGGAGAGAUCUUAAGCACCCCCCAUCCCUACCCUACCCCCACCCCACUCUUUCUCUCUGUCUGUUCCUUCCUCCGUCGGGUGACAAAGGAGGAUGGAGAGAGAGAGCAGUGACAGGUGCUUUGCUGGCUUCCUGUCUUUCUCUUCUGCUCCCCCUCUCCCCCCUACACACACACACACACACACCUUCCUUCCGCUUAUGUUCUUUUCAUCCUUUUGUAAGCUGCCCCCUCUCCUCUUUUUUUUUUUUUUUCCUCCUCUCUCAUCUUUCUCUCUCUCAUCCCCCGAAUCGUGGUUAAAUAAAUCAUACAAGAUGCCAAAAAAGGCCACAAGCUGAGUGAACGCGAGGGAAGGCCCAGAUUGGGGAAACAAAAUUAUGUAGGACUGACUUGGUGGUUAUGUUUUAAGGUUUAUAAAUUAUGUAUUCUUCUUACACAUGACAUUUUCCCCAAACCCACAGGAUGUUUUUGCUUUCUUUCAGCAUAAGUGGCUUUUUUUUAAUCUGACAAAUUGCUUAAGGAAAUGUGUGGAGUCAGUGGCCUCUAUUGUGCACUACCACUGGUUUUCUAAGAGGUUUGUGCCUUGUUCUUAAAGGUAUAAUAACAUGGUUUUAAGCUCCACUGGGUUGACUUUGGAGAGACAGGAUAGCGCAAAAGUAUAAUGUUAAUUUAUUUAAUGUAACUCAUAGCCUAUCCAUAUGUUAAAUGUAAUUCCAAAUAUUCAUUUUCAAAAACAGGCCUGCAAUAAUUCAUACAUUUUUCAGCUUGAUUUUUUUUUUACUCCAUGUUUUAAUAGCUCUGGAAAUCUUGUAUACAAUUCUUGACCAACCCUUAUUUAUACCUGGCUCUCGUCUGCCUUUCUUUCUGUUGUACUUUGAACCAAUGCAAUGCUGGCUUACAAGGGUAGAUAGACAAAAUACAGUGACCCCUACGCUACUGAGACGCUGUUUACACUGUCUGUAAAUCUCCAAAGUCCACCCAUGGGUGCUUUUUCACCCAGUUCACCCGGUCAAACAUUCACAAACAUGUUACAAAGAAACUCCACUACCGCAUAUUGUUUUGGACAGUUGACGGCGGCACCUCUCUGUAGCACUUUGAAGUGAUGCAAUAUUGUAUUUAUAAUUUAUGAUUGAUUUGCACAUCAUGGUUGAAGAUAGGCGGACUAGAUGUGACCCAAUGGAAUAAUAAUGAACUUGUAGGAAAAAGAAAAGAGUCAGAAGCGAGUUAAUCAGUGGUAAAACGCAAUACUAAAUGUCUUUUGGUUUGUAAUGUGUUUCCGUGAGUCCGUCCACCUGAUCUGUUUGUCUGGUCAGUUACGACAUCAUGGCAAUAUCAACUCUCCACUGGGACUUUUCAAAGACUCUCCCUCAGUUUUAUUGUGAAUGAAUGAUCUGUGCAUUUAUUUAUUACUAAGAAUACAAUGUUGAAUAAAAAAUGUUCUUAAUGAAAAUAA
Boleophthalmus pectinirostris (great blue-spotted mudskipper) is the source of this 3501-nucleotide messenger RNA. It is a transcript of the gene dusp4, whose product is annotated as dual specificity phosphatase 4. The record is from RefSeq and is a predicted model, not a curated record. The transcript is spliced from 4 exons. Gene Ontology annotation, cellular component: cytoplasm; nucleus. Gene Ontology annotation, molecular function: MAP kinase tyrosine/serine/threonine phosphatase activity; protein tyrosine/threonine phosphatase activity. Bases 140 to 1249 code for a protein of 369 amino acids. Lineage: Eukaryota; Metazoa; Chordata; Actinopteri; Gobiiformes; Gobiidae. Gene Ontology annotation, biological process: negative regulation of MAPK cascade; endoderm formation; protein dephosphorylation.